Molecule: messenger RNA, 951 nt
Organism: Trichoderma aggressivum f. europaeum
Lineage: Eukaryota; Fungi; Ascomycota; Sordariomycetes; Hypocreales; Hypocreaceae
Exons: 2
Coding region: 1-951 (316 amino acids)
Molecular function (GO): protein binding
Source: RefSeq, a predicted model, not a curated record
AUGGACAACAAGUAUGAGAGCAUUCUGGCCUCGAAGCCAUUCAACUUCGUCGUCGGGCCUAAGAAGAAGCAAUUCACAAUGCACGAGGCUGCGAUAACAAGACUUUCCAAGACUCUUGACAAACUCUUGAAUGGGGGCAUGAAAGAGUCGCAAGAGCAUUGUGUUUGCUGGGAAGACAUCGAUGAGAAAACCUUCCUCCGCUUUGGUGAAUGGGCUUACACAGGAGAUUACAAGCCUGAAGAGCCGGAAAUCCUUCUAGACGCCUCCCAAAUUGCAAAUUCUACGCAGGAUACAAAAAUUGCAACGCCUAGCAAGACAGAGCCCGUCGCUGACUGCCUCGCUACAUUCAAUUCCACCAAAGUAAAACCCCCCUUCUCACAUUGUGGGCAGAAUGCGACUUCAACCAUCAAUGCAACCUGCAGUACUUGUCGUAACAGCUUUAUCACCCUCCGCUGUCGCGAUUCUUAUUGUAGUACAUACCAAUUCUAUCAAUGUCAGAAAUGCCGAGGCGGUGGCAUGCAGAAAAGGAAGGCAAUGGUUGAAAAAUUCAACAAUAAUUCUGCAUAUGCACCUCCUGCUACCCCCUUCGUCCCUCGCAAGAACACCGAGAGCUGUGAGGACUACAGCGGAGUCUUUCUCUCCCACGCUCGGCUCUACGUUUUGGCGGACAAGUACGAUAUUAAUGAGCUGCGCGAUCUCUCUGCGCAUAAACUCUGGGUCACAUUGAAGGAGUUUACGCUCUAUCCAGAACGCAUGGGGGACCUCGUUGGCCUGGUGAGAUACUCGUUCCAGAACACGUUGGAGAACGACAAGCUGCGUACUCUAUUGAAGGAUUUCUGCGCCUGCACUGUAGAAAAUCUAUGCGAGGGCCAAGGAUUUCUGGACAUGAUCUGCGAAACACCAGAAUUUGCGUGUGAAUUGAUCAAAGAGAUGAGCACGCGAUUGGAGUAA